UUAAUAUUACAGUGUGAUCCACAACCCAAUGAAAACAAUAGGAAAAAUGGUGUUACCAAGUGUUGGAAUACAAUUAUCUUCCUCAUUCCCAAUCCACAAAACACUUAGAACACCAAUUCACUUAAAACCUCCACUUUCAAAUUCAAUCACAAACAUGUCAUCAUCAUUCCCCCAAAACACAACAAACAGAAAACUUCCAAUUCUGUUAUUUGACAUCAUGGACACAAUUGUUCGUGACCCUUUCUAUAAAGACAUUCCUGCUUUCUUCCAAAUGGCUUUCAAUGAACUCAUUGAAUGUAAACAUCCAACCGCUUGGAUUGAAUUUGAAAAGGGUCUCAUUGAUGAGGGGGAGCUAGCAAGAAUUUUUUUUAAGGAUGGAAGGGAUUUUGAUUUGGAAGGUCUUAAAACUUGUAUGAGAAAUGGGUAUUCAUACAUAGAAGGAGUUGAACAAUUGCUUCUUUCCUUAAAGAAAAAUAACUUUGAGAUGCAUGCUUUUACUAACUAUCCUAUAUGGUACCAGUUGAUCGAAGACAAGUUAAAGUUAUCAAAAUAUUUAUCUUGGACGUUUUGUUCGUGCACACUUGGAAAGAGGAAACCAGAUACUGAAUUCUAUACGAAAGUUGUGAGGCAUCUUGAAGUUGAUCCGUCAUAUUGUAUUUUCAUAGAUGACAGGCUAAACAAUGUGGAGGCAGCAAUUGAAGUUGGAAUCAAAGGUGUACAUUUCAAGAAUGUAGAUUUAUUGCGCGAAGAACUGUCAUUGAUGGGGAUUGACAUUUCAACAGAUGAAGAUCAAUAGCUUUUUUUUUUUUCCUUUCUUUUUUUAAUUAAUUCUCAAUACACCAAUUUAUUUUACAUGGUGAAAAUGGGAUAAACGAAACUCUUAAUUGUAUAUUCAAUUCAUUCAUACCAUGUUACUUGAGUUUAUGGUGGAAAAGGGUGUAUACAGUAUACCAAACUUAGUUCUAUAUUCAGAGCUUAUACCAUGCUAUUGAGCUUUGUUAAAAUGACUUCCGAACAAAAAUGUGGGGAACUAAAGUUCAAAUUUA
Molecule: messenger RNA, 1046 nt
Organism: Trifolium pratense (red clover)
Lineage: Eukaryota; Viridiplantae; Streptophyta; Magnoliopsida; Fabales; Fabaceae
Product: flavin mononucleotide hydrolase 1, chloroplatic
Exons: 6
Coding region: 29-796 (255 amino acids)
Source: RefSeq, a predicted model, not a curated record